CCCUAUCCAUGUUGCUCAGAAGUUACUAAAUUAUAACUGGUCUUUGAUUAAAAAAAUAUUCUCACUGAAGUUUAAACUAGAAGGUUCGCGUUUUGCAGCAGCAGAUAGGAGGGCAAGCUGCCGUCCAAAGCAUUGACUUUGUACCUCUACUCGCUCAUUAUUCCCCGGAAGGACAAAACCGACCCUGCUCAAGAUUAAUUCGGAGGAGUGGUCUCGAGUGAGGGUUGCUUAAGGGUUCAGCGCUGAUGGGGCUUCCUUGCCGUCUUGCUGAUUUGAUCCGCGGCUCGCUGGGAAGAGGAUGGAACAGUAUCUGCCUCCCCAAGAAGGUAAUCAGUUCUGGAUUUUCAAUGCUGUUUUAUUCCUGGAAUGAUUUCAAUAAAGAUUACUUCAAAAUGAUAACAAACAUCAUCAUUUUGAGUAUACUUAUAUGCAUUUCUUUAUCUUUCUGGAUUGUGUCCAUGACCGCAAGCACAUAUUAUGGUAGUUUGCGGCCAAUUUCUCCAUGGCGCUGGCUUUUUUCAAUUUUAAUUCCACUAAUAAUUGCUUCACGAGGAUUUAAGAAAAAGAGUCUUGAUCAUGGUGGAGCAAUAGGAGGUUUAAUUGUUGGAUUUAUCCUCACUGUUGCAAAUUACAGCUUUUUUACCUCCAUGCUCAUGUUUUUCAUUACUUCUUCCAAACUUACCAAGUGGAAAGGAGAAGUAAAAAAACAAAUAGAUUCAGAAUACAAAGAAGGUGGACAAAGAAAUUGGGUGCAGGUAUUUUGCAAUGGUGGUGUACCUGCAGAAUUGGCUCUGCUAUAUAUGAUUGAAAAUGGACCAGGUGAAAUUCCAGUAGAUUUCUCUAAACAAUACACAGCAUCCUGGAUGUGUCUAUCAUUACUGGGUGCUUUGGCCUGCUGUGCUGGGGACACCUGGGCUUCAGAAAUUGGCACUGUCAUAGGUCAUGAACCCCGGCUAAUAACAACCUGGAAAAAAGUUCCAGUAGGUACUAAUGGAGGUGUUACUUUAGUGGGUUUAAUUUCAAGUUUGCUUGGAGGCACAUUCGUUGGCAUGGCUUACUUCAUUUCCCAGUUGAUUUUUGUGAAUGAUUUGGACAUAUCUGCUCCACAAUGGCCAAUUAUUGUGUUUGGUGGUUCUGCUGGUUUACUAGGCUCUAUCAUUGAUUCCUAUUUAGGAGCAACAAUGCAGUACAGUGGUUUUGAUAAACGUACUGGAAUGGUUGUCAACCAUCAGACAGAAAAUGCAACACACAUUUCUGGUAAACCAAUCCUGGAUAACAAUGCAGUGAACCUCUUCUCCUCUGUAGUCAUUGCUUUGUUAUUGCCAGGAAUAGCAUGGGGAUUUUGGCCAAGAGGAUGAAGACAAGGUAUCGAUUUGCAUUUUUUUUUUCUUCAAACAAGCUGUGACCUAAAAGAUUCUCCACCAAAAGUCUUUAUAAUUCUGGACUGGAAUACAUUCCUGCAACUGUUCUGAAAGCAUGAGGAAUCAGUAGGUUAUUAAAGUUAUACUUCCUGCAGCUGUUUUAGAUAUUGUAGCUAAGACAGACAGGAAGAGAAGGAGUCCUGAUUUAAUAUUGUUUCUUAGGUAACAGACUAUAGUUAUUACUUGAUAGAAUACUUGAUUGCACUUCAUUCUCCAUAAUCUAUUAGGGAAAUGGGAACUGGGAAAACUAAAAAAACCUGUGACAGAAUGCCACUACAGCUACCUGAACAAGUAAAGGAUCUUGGUCUAGUGACUAAGCAAAAUGCUAAACUUUCUAUAUUAUUCUGACAUCUAUUUUUGUGGGGACCUAUUUUACUAUGGCUAGGGAACUGGUACAACAUACAAUACAAUCAUAACUUUGCUUUUUGCUGUUAAAAUGUUUUUUAUAAUAUAUAUGGUAUGAAACCUAGUACUAACUUGUUGGUGCCUAAAGUUUAACAUUUAAUUUAUUGGGUUUAAAAUAUUAUGUUUAAAAACAAAAAUGUAUGCUUUGGCGACUGUCUGUAGUUAUUAGCUAUAGUUUUAUCCUGGCAUAUGGAACAAAUACUUUAUAUUUGUUCAAAAUUUGUUUCGUCUUUGAGAUGGAUGUUGCUUUUUAAAUCAAAGCUUGUAAUAACUUACCCACUGAUAUCUGAACAGAUAGAAUGUUUAUUUCUUCAUAAAGAUUGGGCCAAAAGUCAAAUUCAAUUUAACCAAAAGCAACUCUUACUAAUAAAUUACAUUUUUCUUUUUCUUGUAUUUUUUAAAAAAGUAUAUUGGCAAGUUAUGUUACAAAUGCAAUGAAAAAAUUGUCAGGUUUGUUUGCAACUAAAUCCAUUUUCCAUAAUCUUAUAUUUGUCAUUUUAUAUAAAUAAGAUACUUUAAAUUUUAAUUUUACACUAAUCUUAAAGGAAAAAAGUAAGAAGUUGGUGGAUACUUCAAAGAGGCUAUGCCUACUGACAAUUUUUAAUAUUGUUUGUAGAAAUGGAUUGUUUUUAGUUGUUUUUCUUGUCAAUUACAACUGUAGAUAAGACUUCCUAUUCACAGUGAAUGUGCAUAAAGCAAAUUUGAAGAACCAUUUGUAGAAAUUGAUUAAAACACUUGGAUUUUCUGUAAAAAUUACUGUAUAGAUUUCUGUAAUAUAGACACUGGAAUACAUGGCAUAAUAAAGUGAAUACAGCACUGA
Messenger RNA from Protobothrops mucrosquamatus (brown spotted pit viper), 2646 nucleotides. It is a transcript of the gene FAABTP, whose product is annotated as transmembrane protein 19. Gene Ontology annotation, cellular component: membrane. Lineage: Eukaryota; Metazoa; Chordata; Lepidosauria; Squamata; Viperidae. Bases 246 to 1358 code for a protein of 370 amino acids. The transcript is spliced from 7 exons. The record is from RefSeq and is a predicted model, not a curated record.